AUGUCAACCGCUCCCACUUCGAAAGAGUACAAAACAUUUUUGGACGUUGUCAAUGCCCGUGACAACUGCGUUUUCCCCAUCCUGCAGUGGGGUCUCCAGGUGCAUAUCGAUUCCAUCGAUAGGUUUUACCAUCUUGUCAUUCCGCCGGCUGAUCAAACUGUUAGGCUUGUCAUCCCCUCGGUUGUCUCUGCCUUUCGUGGUCGGAAGCUCGACGAGCCCAGCAGGCCAAGGACCUUAGCGCUUGUCGAUGGCACCGACGCCGCGUCGAGGGCAGCCAUUGUCGAGAAAACUCUGCACAAAUUCUGCGACGAGAAGAUGCUUGCCAUUCUGUCACGCUGGCGCAACGAGUUGAAGCCCAUCUAUGGAUCCAGUGGCGAGCUUCCCUUCAAGAUCGAUCGUGCUGCCGCACCCCUUCUCGGUGUCGUCUCGUAUGGGAUUCACCGGACAGCCUUCACUCGCAGUGACGACGGUCAUAUCAAGCUGUGGGUGCAGAAACGCUCACAGUCCACUGCAUUCUAUCCCGGCCACCUCGACAAUACUGUAGCUAGCUCGACUAUGCCCGAUGGCCAACUGCCUCUAGAAGUGGCGAUCCUUGAAGCGGGAGAGGAAGCGACCCUUCCUGAAGAUCUUGUGCGCUCUAGAACCAAGUCAUGCGGAACUGUGACGUAUAUGCAUCUGCACAAUGCCCUUGCUAUCGGCGAGGUCGGUCUUGUUCAGCCACAGGUUGAGUACUUGUUUGAGCUCGAACUGCCGGGUGGGGCUGAACCUAAGCCAUGCGAUCACAAGGAGGAGUGGAUCAAACUUUUUGAUGCGGAAGAACUCAUAGAGAGCAUCUUACAAGGCAAUCAUGCGUUGCUCUCGAAGCUAAGAUCAUAUGUCAAUCAUCUGGACAUCCAGGUCACGUCAAACCGGGUUACGCUAUGGUUGCUCUAA
Podospora pseudocomata is the source of this 933-nucleotide messenger RNA. RefSeq lists its product as uncharacterized. The transcript has 2 exons. Lineage: Eukaryota; Fungi; Ascomycota; Sordariomycetes; Sordariales; Podosporaceae. The coding region runs from base 1 to 933 and encodes 310 amino acids. The record is from RefSeq and is a predicted model, not a curated record.